ACAGUUCCGCAGUAACAAGUGCUCCCAACGAGUCUAUUGAAGCCACCGAAAUCAGCAAUCAACAAACACCCAGCCAGCAGAAUGUUCAAGUUUGUGCUGUUCAGUGCCUGUUUGGUGGCUGCCGUCUGUGCCGCACCGGCCGAUAACAAACCGGGCCAGCAGGGCCGCACCGAUGGGCUGGACCAGGCUGAGUCGGCCUGGAACAACCCCAACGCCUGGAACGCGCAGAACACCUGGGGCCGGGAUCCGGCCGCCUGGAACCAUCCGUCGGCCACCAACACGUGGAACCACCCGAACGCCUGGAACCGUGGCUACAACAACCGUAAUGACAUGACCGCUGCACGAUCAGGUUACGAUCCCGCCAACCGUUGGGGCGCCGGUGCUGAUCAGUGGAACCGCUACGGGGCCGGUGCUGGCUGGAACAGCUGGGCUGGACGUGGUGCGGGUGCUGGAUGGCCGGCCGGUGCCGGAGCUGGUGCCAACCGCUGGAAUGCCUGGUAAAGUGGAUUUUUGAACCGGAAAAUCGGCGGUGGCAGAAGCUAGCGAUCAGACACGAUGAGCCAGUUUUGUGUGAGCGGGCCAUACUUCUUUAUACUCCCCUCGUAUUCACGUGUAAAAUAAAGUUUUCUAAGUGCACCAUG
Messenger RNA from Anopheles moucheti, 641 nucleotides. RefSeq names its product bifunctional endo-1,4-beta-xylanase XylA-like. Bases 82 to 501 code for a protein of 139 amino acids. The record is from RefSeq and is a predicted model, not a curated record. NCBI's taxonomy places the organism in Eukaryota, Metazoa, Arthropoda, Insecta, Diptera, Culicidae. The transcript is spliced from 2 exons.